Vanrija pseudolonga is the source of this 4731-nucleotide messenger RNA. RefSeq names its product Protein SMG7 (gene SMG7). The record is from RefSeq and is a predicted model, not a curated record. NCBI's taxonomy places the organism in Eukaryota, Fungi, Basidiomycota, Tremellomycetes, Trichosporonales, Trichosporonaceae. Bases 181 to 2862 code for a protein of 893 amino acids. Gene Ontology annotation, molecular function: protein binding. The transcript has 8 exons.
CUCACUCACCCCCACCCCGCGCCGCUGCUACACAAUCCGUCGUCGUUCGUCAUUGCGAGUCGUCGUACUCGCCUCUGUCAUUCAACCCAGCCGUCGUCCUCCCCACACCACACAUACACGCUUCGUGCAUCACACCCACUGGCCGCCUAGCGCACGCCCGCCGAGGACGACGUUGGAUUCAUGCCCGGGCCGUCGGGACACUCGCGGCGCCGUGGGCGGGGCGCGCGCACGACAACACGGGUCGUUACGUCGUCUGGGAGCACCGAGCAGCUCGCCCAGCCACAUGACGCCGACGGGGGCGUGGGCGACGACGAGACCGGCGCGGCGCAGCUGAGCGCUACCGAGCUCUUCCAGAACGCGCAGGACGCAGCUGCCGAGCUCAAGGCGGCGCUCAAGACGUCUCCUCCGUGGUCCCGCGAGGCCGAGAGCCUGCGGCAACGCGCACGCAACGCCUAUCUCGCCGUCCUGUUUCAACAUCCGCAGAGUCCCCACGCGCAGUCGAUUGACCUCCUCUGGCUCAACACCACGUACUCUAUCAUUGGGGCGUAUCGCGAUAUCACGGCGCGAAUCGAGACUGUACUCCCUCCACCAGGCCAGAGGCGCGGCAACGGCGGCCCCAAGCACGGCGCCGACCCCGUGGCAGACCUCCGGCGCACGCUGGCAAGGUUCCGCUCGGCACUCGUUGCAGAGGACAACUUCUACCGCAGCUUGAUUGUUCGCAUCGUCGCAUUCUACCGCGUGCAAGACAGGACCCAGGACCGCCUGGCCUUGGUCGGCCUCCCGAUUCCGGCAACGGCAGGCGAGGACAGCCCAGGCUUGGCCCCGCCGCUCAGCCGCGAGGAGACGGACAAGAAGCUCAGCAUAGUCUACAAGGGCCUCAUCUGUCUCGGCGACCUCGAGCGCUACAAGGAGCAGUACAGCGAGCGUGCUCGCCGCGAGGCACGCGAAGGGCACGAUGCCAGCCGUGGGUCUGACUCGGCCGACAAGUUUAGCAACGCCACAACGUAUUACGAGGUUGCCCGCGGUCUGCAGCCUGAUAACGGAAUUGCAUUCAACCAGCUCGCAGUUAUCGACGGAUAUCUCGGGGACAACUUUCACUGCGCUUACCACUACUUUCGCGCACUGGCUGUCCAGCAGCCGUUCCCUAGCGGCGAGCAAAACCUGGAGCGCGUUUUCAAGAAGGUCUUUGACCGCUGGCGCGCGAACCGCCACACUGACGUGGAGGGCGGCGAUGAAGAAGCGCGCGAGGACAAAGACGCGUUUAAGCGUGAUUUCUUGAUUGCCCUGUCGAUCAUCUUCCUCAAGGCUGGCACCAGUCACCUUGCCGCCUUCAAUGCGACGCUGUUAGAUCAGUUUACUCGCCUCGUGCGCGCUCGGAGGCUGCCUUCCGAAGCAAUUGUCAAGACCACGGCCAUGGUGAUCGGAUCGCAUUGGCACGCGCGUCUGGGUCCAUCGGCGCCAACGCGGGGCGCCGCUCCAGCAGAUGGGGCAAAGCAGGCAGAAAGGCGACAGGCAGUAGAGGAGCUUUCUCUCGGGUUUCUCUUCACCAUGUUCACGGCCCUCACGACGGUCACGGCCGACGAGGUCGAAGAACUGCUGCUAUCUAGAGGCAAGGUCGACGACUCGGCGAUUGCUGAGGACGACGAUCCCACUUCCGACACGGACGCCGAUGGCAUAAUGGCGCUGGCACAGAACAUUACAGCAGUCGUUCGUCGCAUUCUUCCUGCCCUUCGCAUCAUCUCCCGCUGGAUCAAGGCCAACCUCAAAUACAUUGCCCGCGAGUCUUGGGGCCACAACCCAGAUCUGAGCGCCGCCCUCGCGACCUUUUGGCACGACUACAAGCGCCUGAUGAUUGCCCUCGCCCGCUUAUUCCCGCUGGCACAACUACCUGGCCUUGACCAGCCCCUAGAAGAGGACAUCGACAUGAAGGGCUUCCUUCCCCUUCGUCGCGGACGCUCGGUCAACGGUGGCGCAGAGUUCGCGGAUCACUGUGAUGAGUUGGAUAAUGCGCCAAGACAUGAAGUGCACCCGAAUGAGGAGCAACUCAUGCGUAUCGGAGACCUGUUGGUGGACGUCAAGCUGUUGAUGCAGACAGAGGCCGGCGCAGCACUCCUCAAUACGGGCCCUGUCCAGGAGCCUCUGGCCCUCCCCAAUCGUGACAACGACGACAGCAUCUCCGUCUCCGUAUCGACUGAAACGGAAGACGACCCCGUCAAUCUUGCGAUGCGUGCAACUCUGACAGAAGGGAGCAGCAGUGUGGGCGGUGACGACCAUCAAGGUUAUGACGACGAUGAUGAGGUGAUCGUCUGGGGUAGAAGCACGCCGGUGAUCAAUGAGACGUAUCCACAACCUGGACAGACGGCCCACGACAUGUUGCAGAACCUGUCAUUAGGUGGUCAACCUGCCCGAGUGCCACCAAGCAAACCUGCCCCAAUGCUGUUCGGCGGUGACAUUUCCGGAGCGGGCAGCAUCUGGACCAUGAGCCGUGAGGAAUCGCAGAAGGGGGUUUCUCGAACCGCUGCUCCAUCACAUCCUGGCCCGGCUCUGCAAGGGCGUCCAAUCUCUGCCAUUUGGCAGUCAGAUCCGCACUUGCCUCAAACACCGCGACAACAGCAACACUUUAGCCACCAACAGCAGCAACCGCUCCCAGCCCCAACUUGGGGCGCGCCGGCCCCUCCUGGUCUGUCACCACAUCCUCCCUCUGGCUGGCCGCAGGCUCCUCCGGUCGCUCCACAGCGCCCGUACCCGGCUGCCAAUGCCUGGCCGGCAACGGACCCCAGCGGUCCCACUUGGGGCCCGCCUGCCGGUGACUACCAGCCCCGUCAAGGCGCCCCUCAGUGGCAGAUGUACCACCAGUCUUGAGAUUACUUCUUGACACUUGAGGUACCUUACUUCUCCUCCUCUUGAGGCAUUACUUCUGCGGCAAGGGCGCCGGGCCACACUAGCCACAUCCCUCAGCAAACUGGGGCAUCGUCCAGAUUCUCUUUGCAGUAGGCAGCAGCAAACGGCACAGCCAGUGCCAUGGCAUGUAGGCUCCAACCAUAGGGAAUGCAGUCCUUUGUUCAGACGAGCGUGUAGCCAUGUGCAACGUGCAAGAAUGGUGCAUGGUGCGUGAUCUGAUAUGCGACUGAAUAAUGUACUCUUUCACUCCUUGUUCGAGGUAUCAAACACACGCAGCCAGCCGUUCCACUUGGGGUCCCAGGCCGUGGGCGUCUCUGGGCGGACAAUCUCAAAGCCCUCAAUUGCACCGAGCCACCUGAGCUCCUUCUUCCUUCGCUCCUCGCGCAGCGCAUCCUCGGUCACGAUGGGCUUGUCGCUCUUCUUCUCCUCGUCGGUCAGGCCGCGCUCGCCGCGGGCAAACUGGCGGGCCGACUCGAGACGGGGCGCAAGGUCCUUGUAGUAGUCCUUGCGGGCCUGCUCGGUGCGCUCCGGGAGGCCUUCGUACCGGUUCUUGUAGUACGACUCGGCCUUGGUGUCAAAGUCGGUGUCGGGGUGGGCGGCGCCCUCCUCGGGGCCGACAAACGGCCGGAUCUCGUUCGUGAGCAGAGCGUAGGCGGCCUCGGCGCCGGCCUGAACGCGCUUGCGCUCAGUGAACCAGUCGUAGAUCAUGAACGGGAUCUGCUUGAAGCCGAGGUGGUUGUGGAACGGAACGAGGAGGAUGGGCGGCUGCGGCGGCAGCUGGGCAGGCGCGGCGUGCCACGAGUCGGGGAUGGCGACUGGUGCCGGCGCCGCGGCGGCAGGCGCUGCCGGAGUAGGGGGAGGGCGGGAGAGGAACGACAGGUUGGUGUAGUUUGGCGUUGCGGGCGCGGCGGGGUCUGCCGCCGUUGUCGACUCGGGCUCGACAGGUGCCUCUGGCGCGGCAGUCACCGGCUCAUCGAACACGCCGUCGUCCUUGAUGGCGCGGUCAAUCUCCUUCUCCCACACCCACUCGUUGACGCCGUUGUUGUACGCGAGGUGCAGGCCGGCGAGGUACUCCUUGAGCGAGGGGCGGCCGAUGAGGAUGGUGCCGCCCUCGAGCUCGCGCUGGCGGACGGCCUCGGGCGAGAGCACGCCGGGGAGGGAGAGGGCCUCGUCGGGCGCCUCGAGGCCGAGCGUCACACGCCGGUCGCGCACCGUCUUGGCGCGGACAAUACGCGCAAUCGAGCCGUACAGCGGCGCAUGCACCUGCUCGUAGUCGACCGCCGCGGCGACGAGGUACGGCUUGACGUAUUUACGGAAGUACCGCAGCGAGCGGUCAGUGUCGUCGUCCUCGGGGAAGCGGGCGCCGUACACCUUGACCUUGCGCGGGAUGUCGAGGCUGCCGGUCAUGGGCUGCUGGGCAAGGUAUGACACCUUGUCAAUGUACUCUUGCCUGAUCUGCUUGGCCUUCUUCCUGUCGUCGUAGUACAGGUACGAGAGCGUGCCGACGACGGUGAAAAAGAUGGUCCAGUUACGGCCGGGGAGCUUGGGCUUCCACAACAGCACCGAGCGGGGGAUACCAGUGUGCUCCAGCGCCGCGCGGAAGCCGUGCAGAGGCUGCGCCGGCGCCUUGGGAGGGAGACCGGCAGUGCUGUUGGCGUGCGCACCAGUGCCGGCACUGGGCCCCUUGCUCGUGGUCGCAGAGGCGGCGGCGCCGGCUGCUUCAGGCGCCCCAGCGGCAGCCGCAGCUGGGGUCGAGGCCGCUGGCGUGCCAGAUGCCGGUGGCGACGCACUUGGCGGUGCGGACGGCGGUUGUGGGUCCGACAUGGUGGA